This is a messenger RNA of Salarias fasciatus (jewelled blenny), 1300 nucleotides long. RefSeq names its product alcohol dehydrogenase 1-like. Gene Ontology annotation, molecular function: zinc ion binding; S-(hydroxymethyl)glutathione dehydrogenase [NAD(P)+] activity; alcohol dehydrogenase (NAD+) activity. Gene Ontology annotation, biological process: formaldehyde catabolic process. The record is from RefSeq and is a predicted model, not a curated record. Gene Ontology annotation, cellular component: cytosol. The coding region runs from base 54 to 1190 and encodes 378 amino acids. The transcript is spliced from 9 exons. Lineage: Eukaryota; Metazoa; Chordata; Actinopteri; Blenniiformes; Blenniidae.
CAGCCCUCACUUCAGUUCAGUCAAACUUUGGGAAGUUGAUACUUGUAAAUAAAAUGGAUACAGCAGGAAAGGUCAUCAGAUGUAAAGCAGCAGUGGCCUGGGAGCCCAACAAGCCUUUGAUGAUUGAAGAGAUUGAGGUGGCCCCGCCUCAGGCCAAUGAAGUUCGCAUCAAGAUUGUGGCCUCCUCACUGUGCCGUUCGGACCUCUACUUUCUUCUGGAAGGCAAGAACGGUUCCAACUUCCCCAUGGUCCUCGGCCACGAGGCAGCAGGCAUUGUGGAGAGCGUCGGGCCCGGAGUCACUGAAUUUAAACAAGGGGACAAGGUGAUCCCGAUAUUUCUUCCGCAGUGUCGUGAAUGCCGCUUCUGCAAGAGUCCUAAGACCAACCUGUGUGCCGACUCUGUACCCAUUGUUCAUUAUGAGGGAAUGCCAGAACCGGUUUCUCGGUUGACCUGCAAAGGGAAGAAGUUGACACAGUUCAUGAGAACCAGCACCUUCUCUGAGUACACUGUGGUGAAGCAAAAUGCUGUGGCCAAGAUUGAGCCCGCUGCUCCUCUGGAUAAAGUCUGUCUCCUGGGCUGUGGAAUCAGCACUGGAUAUGGAGCAGCUGUCAAUACCGCCAAGGUGGAACCGGGCUCCACCUGUGCCGUGUUCGGCCUGGGAGCUGUGGGUUUGGCUGCAGUCAUGGGAUGCAAAGCUGCAGGAGCCAAAAGAAUCAUUGCUGUUGACACCAAUCCAGACAAGUUUGACAAGGCCAAAGAGUUUGGUGCUACCAACUUUGUGAACCCCAAGGAUCAUGAUAAACCAAUCAGCCAGGUGCUGAGUGACAUGACCAACGGAGGCGUGGACUACUCCCUGGAGUGCAUUGGAAAUGUUGGAGUCAUGCGCAGUGCCUUGGAGUCUUGUGUGAAAGGUUGGGGCGUCAGCGUGAUUGUCGGCUUCACAAACGAGCACGACCUCUCUGCCCGACCCAUUCAGCUUAUCUCGGGACGAACAUGGACUGGCUCGGCUUUCGGAGGGUUUAAGAGUAAGGACGGCGUGCAGCAGAUGGUCAAAGCCUACAUGGACAAGAAGAUAAAGGUGGACGAGUUCAUCACUCACAACUUGACCUUGAAUGAAGUCAACGAUGCCAUUGAACUGUUGAAGCAGGGAAAGAGCAUCCGGACUGUGAUGAGGAUUUCUCCAGAAUGAGCAAAACCUUCUCAAUCUGGACCUUCUGUCAAUACUCCGUUCUAAAUGGGACGACUGAGGCUUUGACAGGAAAUGGGCAACUUCUCAUUGUUACUACAAGACGACCACAU